AUGCUUCGCUGUAUAGGGCUGGUGAGACUGCUCUCAACAGGUCCUCGUUGUUUGCAGAAAGUCAACUAUUCCAAUACUCUCCAUCUCCCUAAAACCAGCUUUGGACCCAAGAUCCCAAAAAACGAGGCUAGGGAUGAACUUAUAAAGACUACAAGUCAAGACUUGUAUGAGUGGCAAGUUAAGAAUAAAGAGAACAGACCCUCUUUCACACUACACGAUGGCCCUCCUUAUGCGAAUGGGGAUUUACACUUGGGACAUGCCCUUAAUAAGAUUCUCAAGGACAUCAUCAAUAGAUUUGAGUUGAUCCAUAAUAAUUCCGUAAUCAACUAUCGCCCGGGGUGGGAUUGUCACGAACCAACUUUGGAAUCCGCAACUAAACUUCUGGCAUCUGAAAUCCGUGCAGCUUGUAGGCAAUUGGCUAACAAAGAAAUUGACAGUCAGCGUAACCAAUUCAAGGAGUUUGCCAUAAUGGCAGAUUUUGAUAAUCCAUAUAUCACGAUGUCUCAUGAUUAUGAGAUCAACCAGCUUCGUGUGUUUAAAAAGCUCAUGGAAAACGGAUUGCUUUCCAGACAGUUGAAACCAGUAUGGUGGGGAUGUGAAACUGAAACAGCUUUAGCUGAGGCGGAGUUGGAAUACAAUAACGACCACAAGUCUGUAGCUAUACAUGUAAAAUUUCCAGUAGUGUCAAGUGUGAUAUAUCAGACGUUGCGUGAUAAUUUCAAAAUUGGGGUAAACGAACAAGACCUCAACUUGAAGUUACUCAUAUGGACCUCGACUCCAUGGACAAUUCCAGCAAAUAGAGCUGUAUGCGUGAACAACGAUCUUGAUUACACUUUAGUGCACAAUAAGAUAACCAAUGAAUAUUUGUUUGUUGGAGUGCCAUUGGUUAAUGAGGUUUUGGCAUUGAAUGAUAAUUUCGAAAGUGUUGGAGAGUCAGUUAUAUUCAGAGGCAAUGAUUUAGUUGGCUUGGAAUACAUCAACCCUGCUUCAAAGGAUGGUGUACAUCAUCCAGUUAUCCACGGAUCUCAUGUUGUUUCUUCAGCUGGUUCUGGACUUGUUCAUACCGCUCCAGCUCAUGGUGGAGAAGAUUUUAUUAUUGGCAAGAACCAUGGUUUAGACGUAAGAUCUUCAGUAAAUGGACAGGGAAGAUAUAUUGCUGACAAUAUUCCUGUUGGUUUCCACUCAUUGGCUAAACAUAAGGUAACAGAUUCAGAAACAAUCAGAAAAUGUAUUGGCAUAUUAGACGAGAAUGGUAUGAUUUUCAAUAUCAACAAAACUUUCAAGCACUCCUAUCCCUACGAUUGGAGAUCAAAGACUCCAGUCAUCCAGAGAUCCACGCCACAAUGGUUUGUCAAUGUAGAAAAGAUUAAACCUACGGCAAUAGAAGCUCUCGAAAAGGUAAAAUUCUAUCCUGAGUCAGGCAAGAAUAGAUUGCCACUGUUCAUCAGAAAUAGAAACGAAUGGUGCAUAUCAAGACAAAGAACAUGGGGUGUACCAUUGCCAAUAGUGUACAAUAGAAAUUCAGGCGAACCCGUAGAAGAUAUCGAAACAGUUGACUACAUUAUUCAUAGAAUGGAUGAAUUUGGUACUGAUGAAUGGUUUUCUUCAGAAGAUGAUAUUUCAAGAUGGUUGCCCGAAGAAUACAAACUGAGCGGCAAAGAAUAUGUCAAGGGACAAGAUACUAUGGAUGUGUGGUUUGAUUCAGGAACAUCCUGGACUACAUUGAACAAGGAUAUCGAAUCUUCCUUCAGAUCUGAAACUCCAUUGGCCAACAUCUACCUUGAAGGAAGUGACCAACAUAGAGGCUGGUUCCAAUCAUCCUUAUUGAACAAGAUCAUUGCCUCUGGUGUUAAUGGCAAUGAUUUCUUGCCCGUCGCUCCAUUCACCAAGAUCAUAACGCACGGAUUCACAUUGGAUAGCAAAAAUGAGAAGAUGUCAAAAUCCAAAGGAAAUAUCAUUUCUCCCAGGCAUGCCAUUGAAGGUGGAGGAAAACCACUUUUACCAGCAUUAGGUACCGACGGUUUGAGAUUAUGGGUUGCGUCUUCUAACUAUAAUGCCGAUGUAAGUGUUGGAAGUGAAGUGUUAAGCAGAGUCUUUGAGAAUAUGAAGAAAUUGAGAGUGACUUUCAAGUACUUGUUAGGCAAUCUUAAUGACUUUAGAGAGCCAGUGGACUAUAAUAAUUUAAACCCAUUGGAUAAGUACGCGCUUUCUAAGCUUUACAAGUUGGAAACGUCUUGCAUUGAACAUUAUAAGGAGCACAACUUUUCCAGAGUUGUGAGUGAAGUCAACCACCAUAUGAAUGUGAUCUUGAGUUCGUUAUAUUUCGACAUUUCGAAAGACUGCCUUUACACUGACUCUAAGAAUUCUGUGAGACGAAGAAGUAUUCAAACCGUAUUGAAAGAAAUCUUAAGAGUCUACAUUGGUUUACUUGCUCCCAUUCAACCCAUAUUGACACAGGAAGUAUGGGAAGAGUACCGUAGGUUCUUCGACGUCAAGGAGAGUUCUCCAUUUAUGGUGGGAGGCUGGCACAAUUUCUACAAGUUGCAAGACCAAUUCUUGAAUGAGCAAAUCGAAUCUGAGUUCCAGUUGAUUUGGGAGCUCAGAGACCAAGUCUAUAAGCAAAUGGAACAGCUCAGACUCGACGGCAUCUACAAGAACAAAUUGGAAACUCAGGUAAACAUUGCAUUCAACGGAGAGAAGACCAAGUUAGAGGACAUUUUACGCGCACACGCAUUGUUCUUGGACGAUUACUUCUUAGUCUCGAAAGCUACAGUAGGACAAUUGGAAGCUGAUCCAAAAUACGAGAGCAAAACCACGGUCGAAGUGAACGGCGAAUCUGUAAAUAUCCAAAUCAGCCCAUCUCCUGGAGCCAAAUGUCCCAGGUGCUGGAAGUUCACUUCUGUAGUGGAGGACAAAUUGUGCCAGAAGUGUGACACAGUAGUGAACCACUAA
This is a messenger RNA of Scheffersomyces stipitis CBS 6054, 2952 nucleotides long. RefSeq names its product isoleucine--tRNA ligase (gene ISM1). The coding region runs from base 1 to 2952 and encodes 983 amino acids. The record is from RefSeq and is a predicted model, not a curated record. Gene Ontology annotation, molecular function: ATP binding; isoleucine-tRNA ligase activity; tRNA binding. Gene Ontology annotation, biological process: isoleucyl-tRNA aminoacylation. NCBI's taxonomy places the organism in Eukaryota, Fungi, Ascomycota, Pichiomycetes, Serinales, Debaryomycetaceae. The transcript has 2 exons. Gene Ontology annotation, cellular component: cytosol.